Molecule: messenger RNA, 5289 nt
Organism: Pygocentrus nattereri (red-bellied piranha)
Lineage: Eukaryota; Metazoa; Chordata; Actinopteri; Characiformes; Serrasalmidae
Product: NLR family CARD domain-containing protein 3-like
Exons: 8
Coding region: 507-3971 (1154 amino acids)
Molecular function (GO): protein binding
Source: RefSeq, a predicted model, not a curated record
GUGGACCUCGGUGAUCUGAGCUCCACCUCCUCAGAGAAGACCAAACCGAAAGCAGCUCACCUGGACAGGUAGAGGAACAGCAGCAGGUCGGCGUCUGAGCCCGAGAGAGGAUUUCACACAUCAGCGCUGUGGAUUCAACACGGUGAGAUUAUUAAUCCGAGAAAUGAGGAAGAUCGGCUGGAGAUCAAAGCAGGACCGGCUGCUUGUGUUUCCUCGCGGUUUAAACCCGUUUUAAUCCGAACUCAGAACCGGACUAAACUCCUCCUCCGAGCUCCAAACUGUGUGGCGGUGAAAGGCGGAGCCGCGGUUCUUCCCGAGAUGAAAGGCCUGAAAGUUCUGGGUGUUAUUACUGAGGAUAAGACCCCUUAUGAAGAUGUGUAUCAGUAUAUGAACAGGACAGCAGCUGCUCUGUUUGGUGGACGUGUGAUAAAGCUGACAGGUUUAAUGCUGACUGAUAGAAAAGCCAAAGCAAGGCUGACACAAACACCCUGCUCAGAAGAUCCACGAUGGAACCUCCUACAAUCAGCACUGAGAGAGAACCCAGCAGUGUGUCUCUGAAGAGUGACCGGUCCAUGGAGCCUCCUCUUAAUUUCAGAGGAGGAACAAGAGAACCCAGCUGUGUGUCUCUGAAGAGUGACCAGUCCAUGGAGCCUCCUCUUAAUUUCAGAGGAGGAACAAGAGAACCCAGCUGUGUGUCUCUGAAGAGUGACCAGUCCAUGGAGCCUCCUCUUAAUUUCAGAGCAGGAACAAGAGAACCCAGCUGUGUGUCUCUGAAGAGUGACCAGUCCAUGGAGCCUCCUCUUAAUUUCAGAGGAGGAGAAAGAGAACCCAGCUGUGUGUCUCUGAAGAGUGACUGGUCCAUGGAGCUGCCUCUUCUUUUCAGAGGAGGAACAAGAGAACCCAGCUGUGUGUCUCUGAAGAGUGACCGGUCCAUGGGGCAUCCUCCUGAAUCCAGAGGAGGAGAAAGUGGACCGAGCCGUCUGAGUACGUUACGCCCUCCAUGUCUCCGCAGUGAUCCCGUGUCCUCUGACCCAGAGCUGAACUCCACAGAAACAGCACUGCAGAUAAACUCUCUGGUGGAGGAAACUGAAGACCUUCAUCUGGAUUCUUAUCAACCAGUGAACGAUGUCCUGAGCAGAGUCUUAAAAACACACAAAACCAGCAUGAAGAACAAGUACGAGAGCUUAUUUGAGGGAAUCAGAACAGAAGAAAACAAAACCCUCCUGAACAGGAUUUACACACAGCUCUACAUCAUAGAGGGAGAGAGUGAAGGAGUGAAUGAGGAACAUGAGGUUCUACAGAUGGAGAAAACAACCAGGAAACACCUACAAGACAUUCCAAUCGACUGCUUAGACAUCUUUAAACAUCUACAUGGUCCAAAAGGAGAAACAGAUAAAGGGAAUGUAAAAGUUGUGACAGCUACAAGUGUCAGACAGAAAGAGGAUAAAAAACCAAAACAGCGAAAGAUCAAAGCAGUUCUGACUAAAGGAAUUGCUGGAAUUGGAAAAACGGUCUCGGUGCAGAAAUUCAUUCUGGACUGGGCUGAAGGAAAAGCCAAUCAGGAUGUAGAGCUCAUGUUUGUGCUUCCGUUCCGGGAGCUGAACCUGAUUAAAGAUGAUCAUCACAGUCUUCAUGGACUUCUGUGUGGUUUCCAUCCUGAGCUCAAAGAUCUGAACCCAGAGGUUUACGAUCAGAUCAAAGCUGUGUUUAUAUUUGAUGGUCUGGAUGAAAGCAGAAUUCCACUGGACUUUGAACAGUGUGAGAAAGUAUCUGACAUCACCAUGACAUCAUCAGUGGGUGUGUUGAUGACAAACCUCAUCAAAGGAGAGCUGCUUCCCUCUGCUCUGAUCUGGAUCACCUCCAGACCAGCAGCAGCCAAUCAGAUCCCUCCUAAAUACAUCAACCGUGUGACAGAGAUUCAGGGAUUCAGUGACCCACAGAAGGAGGAGUACUUCAGGAAGAGGAUCAGUGAUGAAGACCAAGCCGAGAGAAUCAUCUCCCACAUUAAGACAGUGAGGAGCCUCCACAUCAUGUGCCACAUUCCAGUCUUCUGCUGGAUUUCAGCCACUGUUCUUCAGAGAAUCAUGAAGCAGCCUCGUACAGAAAUCCCUAAAACUCUGACUGAAAUGUACUCGCACUUCCUGCUCACUCAGACCAGCAUGAAGAACGAGAAGUAUGAAGAGAAAAAGAGCAGAAAGCCAAAGAACCUGCUGGAGUCCAACAGAAUCAUGAUUCUGAAACUGGCUGAACUGGCUUUCAAACAGCUGAUGAAGGGCAAUGUGAUGUUCUCUGAAGAGGACCUGAAAGAGAACAGCAUUGAUGUCACUGACGCCUCAGUGUAUUCUGGGAUUUUCACUGAGAUCUUUAGGGAGGAAUGUGUGGUUUUUCAGAAGAAGAUCUACAGCUUUGUUCAUUUGAGCUUUCAGGAGUUCCUGGCUGCUGUCUUUGUGUUUCACUGCUAUGAGAGCAAAAUCAUGGAGCCACUGCGGUGUCUUAAACCAAGUAAUAGGCAAAGAACUAGAAACCCACUGGCUUUUUACUUUCAGGACAGAGGGUGGUCUAAAAACGCUCCACUCUAUGAUCUGCUGAAAGGAGCAGUGAAUAAAGCCUUAGACAGUCAGAAUGGACACCUGGAUCUUUUCCUCCGUUUCCUGCUGGGAAUCUCACUGGAGUCCAAUCAGAUACUCCUACAGGGUCUACUGACACACAUACAGAGACCACCAGAGAGAAUUAAAGAGCACAUCAAGGACAUAAUAACAGAUACAGAAAGACGACAUCACAUCUCAGCUGAGAGAUCCAUUAAUCUGUUCUUCUGUCUGUCUGAAAUGAAUGACCAGACUCUCUUCAGACAGAUUGAGGAGUAUCUAAAAUCAGAGAAACAUUCAGGUGAAGAUCUUUCUCCUGCACAGUGUUCAGCACUAGCCUACAUGCUCCUGAACUCUGAGGAGGUUCUGGAUGAGCUGGACCUGAAAAAAUACAGGACAUCAGAGGAGGGUUAUAGGAGACUGAUCCCAGCUGUGACUCUCUGCAGAAAAGCCCAAUUAGCUUCCUGUAAUCUUGGCGGUGAAGCUUGUGAAAUUCUCAGCUCUGUUCUGCAAUCAAACUCCUCUCUGAAACAGCUGGACCUCAGUAGCAAUGACCUCCAGGACUCCGGAGUGAAGCUGCUCUCAGUGGGAUUGAAGAGUUCACACUGUAAACUGGAAAUACUGAGAUUGUCUGGUUGUAUGGUGACAGAUGAGGCUUGUUCUUCUCUGGCUUCAGCUCUGAUAUCAAACCCCUCCCACCUGAGAGAACUGGAUCUGAGCUAUAAUCACCCAGGAGAGUCUGGAGUGAAGCUGCUCUCUGAUCUACUGGAGGAUCCACACUGUUCACUGGAGAAACUACAGGUGGAUCAUGGAGGGAAGAUCAGGAUGAAACCAGGACUGAAGAAAUAUGCUGUUGGUCUCACUCUGGAUCCAAACACAGUGUACAGGCGUCUCUCUCUGUCUGAGGGGAACAGAAAGGUGGAGUGGGUGGAUGAAGAUCAGCCGUAUCCAGAUCAUCCAGACAGAUUUGAUCGCUGUUUUCAGGUUCUGAGUGUGGAGAGUCUGACCGGACGCUGUUACUGGGAGGUUCAGUGGAGCGGAGCUGGAGCUGGUAUAUCAGUGUCAUACAGAGGAAUCAGGAGGAAAGGAGGCCGUGACUGUGAGUUUGGACUGAAUAAUCAGUCCUGGAGUCUGAUCUGCUAUAAGAACAGUUACACUGUCUGCCACAAUAAACGGAGAACUGCUCUACCUGCCCCCCCCUCCCCCUCCAACAGAGUGGGAGUGUAUCUGGACUGGGGGUCCGGCGCUCUGUCCUUCUACACCAUCUCCCCUGACACACACACACUGACCCACCUACACACAUUCACCACCACAUUCACUGAGCCGCUCUACACUGGAUUCAGUAUUUAUCCUGAUUCCUCAGUGAGUCUGUGUGAGACAGAAUAACAGAGAGAGAGAGACAGAGAGAGAGAAAUGAGCCUGAACUCUGAUCCAUCUUGUGCUCAUAGACCUGCUUCUGGUGUGGAACAAAUGAAGACUAAAGGAGAACCGAUCCUGCGGUGGGUUCCAAUCACAUCCUGCCUAAUAAGUGAAGACGCCGUCGUUAAUAUGAGAUAAAUAUGAGCUAAAAUAACUCAGAAUGAAAGAGGGCGUCGCACGGAUGUCUAAAAACCUCUACACUCACAUCCUGACCGCAGUCUGACGUCAAAGCUGUCUUCUCAGCGUCUCUAUAACUGACCUGUGUCCACUGGGUUUCUACAGGACACACCUGUAUUACUGCUCUGCAGUCCGCUCGCUCCCUCUGCUGGACACACAGCGCUACUGCACAGAGCCGGUCUUUCCCUCUGGAGGGAAACACACACUAAACACAGAAGCUCCCAACCGGUCCCUCAACACACACUCACAGCACUGCUACUCACUUCUAGCUCAGCAUCAUCACAACAACACAAUCUCAACAUUUCCCCACAGCUUUCACUCCCAGAGCAACAGAACCGGAUCAGCUCGGUACUGAAAGCCCAUCAUCGGAUAGAAACUGUAUUCCGAACGGCCUGAAUCGGAUUAGUCUAUUCCGACUGAGGUGUUUACAUGGACGUCUUCUAUUCCGAUUGAGCUGUUAGUGGGAUUAUUAAGGGAUUAUUAGGCUGCAGGUUAACGUGGCUCCUGCGUAGCGACGUCUACACGCUGUUUCCGGUGCUGUAGCUCUGUGGUGUGACGCUCUGUGUCUUUAAUGAAGUCCAGCUUUGUGUAAUGUAUUGUUGUUAGGCAGGACUGUGAAGUCCUAUAGGCUGUGACUGAAUACAACUUCAGCACAAUUGAAGUUUGAUUUAGUUUUGAUUUUCUUUUGUUCCACAUCUGAACUGAGACACAGCGGUGUGUGACCUCAUGUCUGAUAUCUGAGGCUGCGGCUCCCUGAUCCAGCACAAGUCCAGCUCUGAGGUUUGUAGGGUCAGUAUUCCUGCCUAGUAUGGGAGGGAAUAAAACUCCCGUCCAGUUUUCUCUCGUCCCAGCAGUUUCUAACAUCAGUACAUUCAGCACAAAAUGUCUUCACCAUUUUAAUUGUAGCAUUUCACUUAAAAAUCCUUAUUUUCUAAAACAAUUACACAAAUAAAAAAUGGGAUUGAUGGCGAUUAACUAUACACUGAAAACAAUAACACACUGGAUUUCCUCAGUUCAGUUAUGGACAUUGGUUGCUCACAUGUUGUUUGGUUUGGCAGCAACUUCCACAAUUGUGUUAAAUCAAAAUAAACGAUUUAUGUUCAUUCAA